ACUCACCUGCACAAGCACAGGAACGGACACCUAACCCGAACAAAGGAUUCUGAGACCCCAGACCCAUCGCUCACACUGUGGACUGUAUUUGACUGAAUUAUGUGUUCUGGAAAUUGCGCCAAAUGCCUGGGGGUAACCCUCAUCCCGCUGGCCAUCAUCUGUAUCCUCUGCAACAUUUUGCUGUUUUUCCCGGGUGGUAAUGUGACCGAGAGCAGCGAAAUCACGGACGAAGUCUUUUACCUCGGAGGAAUUCUGGGAUCUGGUGUGCUGAUGAUUUUCCCUGCACUGGUUUUCCUGGGCUUGAAGAACAAUGACUGCUGCGGCUGCUGUGGGAAUGAGAGCUGCGGAAAACGUUUUGCGAUGUUUGGCUCCAUUCUGUUCGCCGCGGCCGGAGCUGUGGGCGCCGCUUACUCCGUUAUUGUGUCUUGUGUGGCCAUUAAUCACGGGCCCAAGUGCUUCACUACCUUUCCCAAUGGGACUAUCUAUAACCUCACUUACCCAUUUGCUGACGGGAACUACCUGUCCAACAGAACGCUGUGGGAUAUAUGCGGUGGUCCGGGUGAUAUCGUCACGUGGCAUCUGACCCUGUUCUCAAUCCUGUUGAUCACCGGUCUGGUUCAGAUCGGUCUGUGCGCUUUCCAGGUGAUCAACGGGCUCAUCGGCACCAUCUGUGGAGACUGCUGCGGCUGCUGCGGGAGCUCCUAAACCACUCAGAAUGGACUUGGAUCAGUGGAUCUUCAGGACUUAUCAUACAUCCAUAUCUGUAAUUGUCAACAGUUUGUCACCUCAUAAUUUGUAUUUAUACUGUUUAGAUGGAUGUUGUUUGUUGUAUACCUCAUCUGCCUGAUGGCUGAUGAAGACAACAGAUAUUUUUAUAUACUGUUAUAUACAGUAUAGCCUACAUAUGUAUUCAUAUAGAUUUAUAUGAUAUAGGAUAUUGAUAAAUAGUGUAUUGAUACAUAUUGUAAAGAAUAUUGAAUAUUUAUUCAAACUGUAGGAGAAUGUUAUUUUCGUACAAGUAUUCAGGCUUUUUUUAUUGAUGGAUGAAGGCAACGUGCAAAUAUAUGGAAUAUUUGAUAAAAGUUAACAGGUUUUAUCUCAGGAAAUUGGUUGAAAUGUAGUAAAAGAAUAUUUGACACUUAAUAAACUCUUGAAGCUGU
Cyprinus carpio (common carp) is the source of this 1160-nucleotide messenger RNA. RefSeq names its product transmembrane 4 L6 family member 4-like. The record is from RefSeq and is a predicted model, not a curated record. Gene Ontology annotation, cellular component: membrane. Lineage: Eukaryota; Metazoa; Chordata; Actinopteri; Cypriniformes; Cyprinidae.